CUUUCCGGCACGGUCGCAGCGCGAAGCGGCUGUCAUGGCGGAAGCGGUCUGGAGCACUGACACCGGCGAGGCCGUGUAUCGCUCCCGGGACCCCGUGCGCAACCUGCGCCUCCGAGUUCAUCUGAAAAGAAUCACAUCAAGCAACUUUCUUCAUUACCAGCCUGCUGCCCAGAUGGGGAAGGACCUCAUAGACUUGGCCACUUUUAGGCCUCCUCAAGUUGCUAGUGGACACCGCCCCGAUGAAGAAGAGGAGGAAGAGGUUGUGAUUGGGUGGCAGGAGAAACUCUUUAGCCAGUUUGAAGUGGAUCUGUAUCAAAAUGAAUCCGCGUGUCAGAGUCCAUUGGAUCAUCAGUACCGCCAAGAGGUCCUGAAGCUGGAGAAUUCGGGCGGCAGGAGAAACCGGCGCAUCUUCACCUACACCGACUCUGAUAGAUACACCGACUUGGAAGAGUAAUGUCAGAGAGUAACGACUGCAGCCAGCGAGGUGCCGUCCUUCCUGGUUGAGCGGAUGGCCAACGUCAGGCGGCGCCGCCAGGACAGGCGGGGGAAGGAGGGCAGCAAACUCAAGUCUCGCAUUAUCACCUGGGAGCCCUCGGAAGACUUCAUCAGGAACAGCCACGCCAUUAACACCCCCCUUCAGACCAUGUACAUUAUGGCAGACCUGGGGCCCUAUGGGAAGCUUGGCUAUAAGGCGUAUGAACAUAUCCUCUGCAUUCUGAAGGUGGACAGCAAUGGGGUGAUCACUGUGAAGCCUGACUUCACCGGCAUCAAAGGACCCUACAGAAUCGAGACUGAAGGAGAAAAGCAGGAACAUACUUCUGCUUGGAAAUACACAAUCCACAACGUGUCCUCACUCGCACAGCCGGAGGAGGAAGAGCGGGAGCAGCGUGUGUUCAAGGACCUUUAUGGCCGCCACAAGGAGUACCUCAGCAGCCUCGUAGGCACAGACUUUGAGAUGACUGUCCCAGGUGCCCUCCGGCUCUUUGUAAACGGAGAGGUGGUUUCAGCCCAAGGCUAUGAGUACGACCAUCUCUACAUCCAUUUCUUUGUGGAGCUGCCAGCUACUAACUGGUCAAGCCCGUCAUUUCCGCAGUUCUCAGGAGUGACCCAGACCUGUGCCACCAAAUCGCUGGGAAUGGACAAGGUGGCCUAUUUCUCCUACCCGUUCACGUUCGAAGCCUUCUUUCUCCACGAGGAUGAAUCGGCUGACGCCCUCCCGGAGUGGCCCGUGCUCUACUGUAAGGUCCUCUCCCUGGACUUCUGGCAGAGGUACCGUGUGGAAGGCUAUGGGGCCGCAGUGCUGCCGGCCACCCCAGGAUCACACACCUUGACCAUCUCCACAUGGAGGCCCAUGGAGCUGGGCCUUGUGGCAGAGCUAAGGAGGUUCUUCAUAGGAGGUUCCUUAGAGCUGGAGGACCCCUCCUACGUGAGGAUCCCGGGAACCUUCAAGGGGGAGCGGCUGAGCCGCUUUGGAUUCCGCACUGAGACGACAGGUACUGUCACCUUCCGUUUGCACUGCCUGCAGCAGUCCAGGGCUUUCAUGGAAUCAAACUCCCUCCGGAAACAGAUGCGCAGCAUGUUGGACCGCCUGGAAGGGUUCAGCCAGCAGAGUUCCACGCACAAUGUACUAGAAGCCUUCCGUCGAGCCCGGCGCCGCAUGCAGGAGGCCCGAGAGAGCCUCCCCCAGGACCUUGUGAGCCCCUCAGGAACACUAACCUAGCUCUCUGCAACCCUGGCUGUGGAGCAAGAGGACAAGGUGAAGGAUGUUUGCAUCUAGUGCUCUCUCACUUCAACUUGCUUUUUAGAGGCCAUAUUGGUCUACCAAACUGGAGGAUCUAGAAAUUUCCAGCUGGCUCCUCUGUGUAGCCUUCAGCAGGACUUUCUUCUCUGUGGAAGUAAAGCCGGAGACUCUGGGGCCCCCUGUGACUUCUCUUCCUGUUUCAGCUACCAAACGUGGGCAUCAUAACGAGGCAGGCUGUGUAGUCUGAGACUGGCUUGGUGUGAGCCCAGCGUUAGCCUGUCCUAAACCCCGGGUCUUUUCUGGUUUGUCACAUCAUCUCAGUGGCUUCGCAGCCCUUAAAAAUGGAGUUUGGUGACCAGGAGUAGUGGCACCGCCUUUAAUCCCAGCACUUGGGAGGCAGAGGCAAGUGGAUCUCCGUGAGUUCGAGGCCAGCCUGGUCUACAUAGAGAGUUCCAAGACAGCCAGAGCAGCACAGUGAGACCCUGUCUCAAAACAACAAAACAACAACAACAACAAAACAACAACAACAACAAGAUGGAAUUUGACAUCGUCCAAGGAGAAAGAUGCAUGGGGGAGCUCAGUCUCUCCCUUCUCAGCGGAGGCUAAGAGGCCUUACCAGGCUGACAGUAAAUCUCUGUCCCCUCCCCUCAGGCAGCUUCAUCCUAAAGUGUAGGGCUGGCUGGCUGGGUUGAGGACAUGGCCUUGGGCAGUUCCCUGCCCUUCUUGCUAGCUGCAUAGGGUCUUUCAUUGUAUUUGUUUUUCAUAUAAAAAGUAUUUAUAUUGACUGA
Molecule: messenger RNA, 2529 nt
Organism: Alexandromys fortis (reed vole)
Lineage: Eukaryota; Metazoa; Chordata; Mammalia; Rodentia; Cricetidae
Gene: Mks1
Product: MKS transition zone complex subunit 1
Exons: 18
Biological process (GO): cilium assembly
Cellular component (GO): MKS complex
Source: RefSeq, a predicted model, not a curated record